CCGGGCUUUGAAAUGGUUUACCUCCGAGUCUGAUAUCCCCAACGACCACACUAAACAGUUGACUGCUCGGGAUCAUCCGCGAAAUCUCGCUCCCCGAAAAUGGCAAGUUCCACAGUGUCUUUCCUCCUCGUCCUUCUCUUCAUCACCGCCGUCCUUUUGCAAUCCUCUUCAUCAUCCCCCACUUCACAGCCGUCCGAUAUCUUCCCUUCCAACAAACCCCCGCGCUUUCUGGGCAAACAUUCACGCCCAAUUAAACCUAACAACCAACAAUACCGUUAUGAAACCCGGUUCUUCUCCCAACCGCUGGACCACUUCAGCUUCUUGGAUCUCCCUACGUUCCAACAGCGUUACCUUAUCAGCACCGAACAUUGGGUAGGCCCAUCCCGGUCCGGUCCAAUCUUCCUCUACUGUGGCAACGAAGGUGACAUCGAAUGGUUCGCCGUCAACACCGGUUUUGUCUGGGACAUCGCACCGCGCUUCGGUGCCAUGAUUCUAUUCCCAGAGCAUCGGUAUUAUGGGGAGUCAAUGCCGUUUAGAAGUAGAGAAGAGGCUUAUAGAAAUGCCACUACUCUUUCUUAUCUCACAGCCGAGCAAGCGCUUGCUGAUUUCGCACUCCUCAUUACUGAUCUGAAGCAGAAUUUGUCCGCCGAAGGGUGUCCGGUUGUUUUAUUUGGCGGUUCCUAUGGAGGAAUGUUAGCGGCAUGGAUGAGGCUCAAGUAUCCUCAUAUUGCUGUUGGGGCGCUUGCUUCAUCAGCUCCGAUUCUUCAGUUUGAAGACAUUGUGCCACCAGAAACAUUUUAUAAUAUCGUUUCCAAUUCAUUCAAGCGGGAAAGUAGUAGCUGCUUUGACACUAUUAAAAGGUCAUGGAAUGCACUGGCAUCCGAGGGUCAGAAGGAGGAUGGCCUUCGGCAAUUGUCUAAAACUUUUCGCUUUUGUCGGGAACUAACGAGCGUCCAAGCCCUAACAGACUGGUUGGAUUCUGCUUAUAGUUAUUUGGCAAUGGUUAAUUACCCAUAUCCUUCAAAUUUUUUAAUGCCUUUGCCAGGACAUCCUAUAAAAGAGUUAUGCAGAAAGAUUGAUGGUUCUCCUGACGGUUCUAGUAUUCUGGAGCUUAUAUUCAAUGGAGUAAGCGUGUAUUACAAUUAUACUGGCGAGGUUGAAUGUUUUAAACUUGAUGAUGAUCCUCAUGGCAUGGAUGGGUGGAACUGGCAGGCGUGCACUGAGAUGGUUAUGCCAAUGUCUAGUGAUCGAAAUACUAGCAUGUUUCCAGCAUAUGACUGGGAUUACUCUGCUUUCCGAGAAGGGUGCAGGAUGGAUUUCCAGGUGAUACCAAGGCCUAGAUGGAUAACUACUGAAUUUGGUGGACAUGAUAUCGAGCAUGUAUUGAAAUUCUUUGGAAGCAACAUCAUAUUCUCAAAUGGUCUAUUGGAUCCUUGGAGUGGUGGCAGUGUUUUGAAGAAUAUAUCUGAAACUAUUGUUGCUCUUGUUACGGAAGAAGGCGCCCAUCACAUCGACUUGCGGUCCUCCACUAAGGAGGACCCCGAUUGGUUGGUUGAACAGAGGGAAACUGAGAUGAAGGUGAUCCAAGGUUGGCUGGAUGAGUAUCAUAAGAAAAUGAAAGCAACCUCCUACAUGUAGAUAAAGGUUGUGUAAAUAUAUAAUCUAGGUUGUGCACUUGUGGUUGCCAUCUUUUGGCCUUAGGCAUUGCCAAAAUAAGCUUAUUAUAGUUUGGCUUUUUUUCUUUGCUUAUUCCCCCACACGACCACGCUCAUGAAAUGGAUGCACUCACUUUAGGGGAAAACUGAUGCUUUGUUAGAGCCAUGAAAUGUAUGUUGGAUUGUUUGCAGCAAUGGUAUUACUUCUUUUGUUAA
Molecule: messenger RNA, 1871 nt
Organism: Hibiscus syriacus
Lineage: Eukaryota; Viridiplantae; Streptophyta; Magnoliopsida; Malvales; Malvaceae
Product: lysosomal Pro-X carboxypeptidase-like
Exons: 10
Coding region: 100-1638 (512 amino acids)
Biological process (GO): proteolysis
Cellular component (GO): vacuole
Molecular function (GO): dipeptidyl-peptidase activity; serine-type exopeptidase activity
Source: RefSeq, a predicted model, not a curated record